Messenger RNA from Acaulospora colombiana, 834 nucleotides. The record is from the annotation of a GenBank genome assembly. NCBI's taxonomy places the organism in Eukaryota, Fungi, Glomeromycota, Glomeromycetes, Diversisporales, Acaulosporaceae.
GCUGGAAAUGGAUGAUGAACUAGUAAGAGCCAUGUUGUUGGUGUGCCGGAAAACUGAACAUUAUGACAAAGGAUUCGAAAUAAUUCGUGAUGUAUAUGGAUUAACAUCUUCAGGCGACAUUUCACAUAAAACAACGUCAUCAUCUACGACAUAUCGAUGCAUAAUGAACGAAAAAUCUGUGGAUAUUAUGUUAAGCUUGUGUAUUUGUGCCCGAAAGUUCGAAAAAGGCAUAAUGUUAUUCGAUGAAGCUUUAAGUCAAUUUCCGAAUCUCUCGUUGGACAUUUAUAAUUUCAACAAAUUAAUUACUUGUUAUAAUCAAGUUGGAAAAUUUAGCAAGUCCAUUGACGUCUAUUAUCCAAUUAAAGCUCGUGGAUUAGUACCGACCUUAGAAACCUAUGAUAUGUUAUUGACAGCAUGUCGAAUAACAGAAGAUUGGACUACUGGAAAGGAAUUUUUUAAAGAUAUUAUAGCAACGAAGCGGUUGGAUAUUUGUCUGGAUUCUCAUUUGUUGAACAUGAUAUUGGAAUUAUCAAUGUUAGAUAGGAAACCUGGGAACAGUCCGAAGAAAGUGAAAUGGGUAUUAAAACAGAUCGAAUCGUUCGGACCUAGUGGCCCAAGGAUGAUUGAGAAACUUACGAAAACACCAAAGAAAUCCGUGAUAAAAAUUAAUCCUGAUGGAGAAAAGAUACCGAAUUAUUCUUCUGUCUCAAUUGGUAAUUAUACGUCUAUGAACAUGCCGAUAUAUAAUAUAAAGGAUUUGCGAUUUUUAAGAAGAAUAGUGUGGGCUUACGAGGCGGCGUUAGAAAAGGAGUUUUUAAGAGAUUUGGACGACAU